UCAUGCUGCUGCCAGGUCCAGAGUCUCUCAUGGGUCCCUGUACGGCCUCCCAUUGCUGCUGUCUCCAUCGCCACACACUCUGCCAUGUGCCACUUUCAGGUCUCCUCACACUGCUGGUGUGUUCCAUUUUUUGUCAUAGGGUGCUGGCAGAUUACGGGCCUCCCAUAGCUGCUCCAAGGCCCCUAAUCUGCCAUGGGCCCCUAUACCGCCUCCUCAUGCUGCUGCCAAGUCCAGAGUCUCUCAUGGGUCCCUGUACGGCCUCCCAUUGCUGCUGUCUCCAUCGCCACACUCUGCCAUGUGCCACUUUCAGGUCUCCUCACACUGCUGGUGUGUUCCAUUUUUUG
Molecule: messenger RNA, 344 nt
Organism: Staurois parvus
Lineage: Eukaryota; Metazoa; Chordata; Amphibia; Anura; Ranidae
Source: the annotation of a GenBank genome assembly